Molecule: messenger RNA, 1392 nt
Organism: Trichomycterus rosablanca
Lineage: Eukaryota; Metazoa; Chordata; Actinopteri; Siluriformes; Trichomycteridae
Exons: 7
Coding region: 631-1269 (212 amino acids)
Source: RefSeq, a predicted model, not a curated record
UUUAAAAACAAUGUACCUCAAAUAAAGAUGGGAAGGGAUUUGCAUAUUUCUCCAUCUACAGUGUAUAAUAUCAUUAAAUAAUUAAAGAAGUCUGACAGGAUUUAAGUGUGUAAAAGGCAAGGGCGCAAGCUUAAGUUGAACACCUGCAUCAAGAACCGUCAUUCAUUAAUAGCUGAUAUAACCACAUGGGUGAGGGAUUACUUUGGCACCUUUGUCAAGCACUACAAUACAGAGUUACAUGCACAAAUGCCACUCAAAAUUUUACUGUGCAAAAAAGAAGCCUUAUGUUAACCAUGUCCAGAAGUGUCAUCAACUUCUCUGGGCUCAGAGGCAUCUAGGAUGGACCAUCACACAGUGGAAACAUGUAUUGUGGUCAGAUGAAUCAGCAUUCCAGGUCUUUUUUGGAAAAAAAAUGAACGCUGUGUGCUCCGGACCAAAGACAGAAAGGACCAUCCAGACUGUUAUCAGCAACAAGUCCAAAAGGAAUGGAUGUGUAUUAACAAAUGAAAUGAAGUUGACCAGACAAAACAUGAAAUAUCUCAGGUUCAUCCUGUCUGCAAUGAAAUAAAAGUCAAAGUGAAUGUAAGGAACACUGCAUUUUUUUAUAAAGAAAACUUAAGUACCCAAAGGAUGAACACCCACACAUCAGUUCUCUUCUUAGGUGCAGCUCGGAGCGAGGACUACACCCGGAUGAAUUCCACUGACUGCCCUUCACCUCACUGGUCCUUUGAGGAGUUCUCAGAAAAACUUACGGUCUCAGACGAGUGUAUCAAGUCUCUGGCUAACCAAUGGACGUCCACUCAGUACGCAGCCAUAAUAGACAACAUGAACAGACUCACAAGCUUUUUCAGAAAACAAGCAGGAGUUUGUAAGGGUGCUAUACCUGCAGAGUGCCCGACUCCGGCGGUUCACAUUAACGGAGGGCUGGUGUGUGUAUCCUCUGAGGGGAGGCGCUUCUGCAAACCAAUGUGCAAUGAGGGCUAUGACUUCUCCUUUCUGAGGACAUCAAGGCUCUACGAGGAAUGCAGCAACUCCACCAAGCACAAGUGGACAACCCAGUAUAUAGGAGGCCAUGAGCUGGCUGAGUGUAACGAGUCUACUGUUCAGAUAUCUGGUGCAAGUUCAGCCUACUUUCCCAAGGGCCAAGACUGCUGGAAAACUAAAAGUGAGCAAGCAAUGGAGAAGAAGAUCAUAAAGUUUUUUAAAGAUGAGCUGAGUGCUAACAACAUUAAAGGACCUUUCAUCCAUUCCUGUGUCCUCUGUGGAUAAAAGCAACAAAGCAACGUUCCAGUCGUUCAUCGCUGAUUAAUUAUACCAGGUUUUUUCCUGUGAUUAAAUGUGCAACAGCUAUUACUUGGAUAAAAAAUAAAACAUAGAAAUUCUUUCAAUAAA